Neurospora crassa OR74A is the source of this 3469-nucleotide messenger RNA. RefSeq lists its product as hypothetical. The coding region runs from base 1171 to 3105 and encodes 644 amino acids. Gene Ontology annotation, molecular function: zinc ion binding; DNA-binding transcription factor activity, RNA polymerase II-specific. The record is from RefSeq and is a predicted model, not a curated record. Gene Ontology annotation, biological process: regulation of DNA-templated transcription. The transcript has 5 exons. NCBI's taxonomy places the organism in Eukaryota, Fungi, Ascomycota, Sordariomycetes, Sordariales, Sordariaceae.
CAGGUGGGGUCCGGAAGCUAUCUGCUCAUGCCGUUAACGGUUCCAUCUGGCUAGUCUUCAGACGGUGUUCUUGAUGUCUUCCCAUUGCAAUUGAAGACGCAAUGGAAGGCCAUUGUUCAAUCUACUUGCCUGACCAGUCUGGGCUUCCUUUUGAUAACACCUCGACACCCAUUUAAACCCGAGCCGACGCAGCAUCGCCAUGUUCUAGCGAGAUCUGAAGAUACCGACGUCAAGCCUCCGUUCGACGUUGUCUCCAUUUUCUGUCAACAUCUCUCACUCCGCUGAGCAGGAGCAAGUUUGUUGCAGUAGUUUGAGUCAUCUUUCAAUUUGAAACAGACAUCAACAUCAACACGAUCAUCAGCAUCGCAUUAGCAUCAAUACUACUGUGUCUAUCAAGCCCCAUUGCUGAUGCUUCUCAGGAAGGGAGAAAGGAAACAUCAUUGACUGCCGUGCAACAUUCCGCUGGCUUGUUAAUCGUUGCGUCCUUUAACCCACUGGUGGCUUCUACUCCUCCAGAUUCCUAGCUAGUAAACGUACCCCUUUUGCUACCCCAACCCGCUUCUGUACCUUAUCGAGACUGGCCUUAUCCCAUUACAGUCAACGCGGCCAACGUAACGUUCGUCUCUCGCCUUUUGUCAACAAGAGCUCCGUCGUAGCGUUACCGGCCGUUCGGCUAUACGGUCCUGCUGGCCUGCUACCUACCUUGGCUCAACCGCUGUCCUCUAGUGGAGAUCGAAAACUUACAACCUCGCUCGUACAUUGGCCAUACUUUUCUUCCAAUUAUCUCACCUUCUUCUUUCACCGGGGCCUUCGCCUUUCAAGCUGAGUGCGGCCGAAGGCUAAGUGCCCAGGAGAUCCAGAUCAGCAGAUCGAUACUUUGCCUCAUAGACUCAGCACAUUGACUGCCUGCAAAGUGCCAUAGUCUCUGUGAUUGGAACAGCCACUCAUCAUAAACAUCGCGCAUUCACAGCCGAUUAGUUACAAUUUCCUUGACCAGGACGCACCUUAGACUGGAUCCCGGCUUUGGUAAGAGAUUGGCAAACCCUGGCCUACGAGCGAUUAUCCUUUGUGUUGAGGUUCAAGGGCAAAAUCAUCAGCCAGACUGGUGGCUGUAUCAUCAUUUCACCAAAGUUCAAAAGAAAAGAAAAGAAUCCGAGCAAGAACGGCGAAAUGACUACACCAACGGCUUCUGGCAAUCCAACGACGGAAACGGUGCAUACGAUAUCCUCUCCGCUUGAUGCGCCUCUUGAGGGUGACGUGCAUCACCCAGGUCUGGGAGAGCAAGAAUCGCAAGCGGAGCAGUCGCAACAGCCGAAUGGAGGGCAACAACAGAAACAAAUGCACCGGGAGCAGCAUGAGGAACAUACCGAGGAACAGCAGCAAGGUCAGGAACGACACGAAGAGCAGCACGAGGAGCAUCACCAGGAACAAUGCCCGGAUCAAGUUCAUGAACAACAUCAGGAACGGCAGCCCGAGUAUACCGGUCCAGCGGUCUUGCAUGUUCCUACUGCUACCAACGGGAUUGUCGAGAGCCAUGGUCACUCGCCGCGGGCGAGAAAGGACACCAACUCCUCCAUAUCGACCAUUACAUCUGCCGCCACAGCUGCUACAUCCUGUAGCAUCGGGUCCUCCCCCUCCCUGACUCCGACAACCGCUCUGCCAACGCAAAACAUCUUUUCUCUUAAGGACGGGAACGCUCCUUUGUCUUCGAGUCGAAACAGACGGCGGACUGGCCCCUUGGCGCCGGAGGCAAGGGGAAAGGCCGCUCUGAUCCGAAAACAAGGUUCAUGUGCGAACUGCAAAAGGAAGAAAAUCGGAUGCGAUGCCCGACAUCACGGCAUGACUUGGGAAGAACUCGCGCAAAAGUUUCCCAACUCUGCAGAGAUGCAGCAGCUUGAAGCCAUUGUGCCACCGACCCCUAAUCUUCAUACACAAGAAUCAAGAAAGCUCAAUCUGAGCACCCCUUCGCCAGAAUUCAUGGACAUUGAUUCCUCUCCAACACAACAACAGAUCCGUUCAUCGUUCAGCGAGUCGCGUGUUAGAACACCUCUGCCUUCCAAGCCUCGUCAGGAUCGUGCAUCAACUGUGUCGUUCCCUCAGCCCAACGAUGGUCUUUCCAACGGCAACGUUCUGACGUCGAAUUCGCAUGGGGCUACAGUCCGAGCUUCCGAAGGCUUUGCUAGGGGUCGCUACAGAAGAAUUUCUGCCUUGUUUCUUCGCUGGCGGAAUGACGAAGACCCUGCAUUAAAAAACUCGAUGGAUGAGUUCAGAGAGGUGCUUGAAGAGUACUACGACUGCUCAUGCCAAACCAAGAUUAUUCCAUCCGCGAAUCAAAACCACAACGUUUCCAUGUGGGUUUUGGAUGAAAUUCUUCAGUUUCUAAAGACUGAUACAGAGGACGAGUUGAAAGUACUGUAUUGGUCAAGUCACAGUUACUUGGACGCCGAUCGACAAAUGAUUUUGGCAAGCUCGAGAAGCAGCGAGGCGCAACCAGCGUCGUGCGUACGAUGGUCUGCCAUCCAGGCUCUGCUCGAUCAUGCUUCACCAGAUGUAGUAGUCAUCAUGGACGCAGCCUACUACCCGAACCAAUACAGAUUCAUGAGGAGGACCAAUCGUUCAUUGGAGCUUCUCGCUGCAUCUACCCAGGCAAACCCGGAAAGAGGAGUUUUUACCCGUGCUUUGAGCGACCAGCUGAGGAUCCGAGCUCACCUGAAGCUUUUGGGGGGCAUCUCGAUCGCUGAUCUUCAUGCUAGAGUGACAACAUCCCCUCCCCUGACCAUGGGGGCUAGAGUCCAGGAACUGCUCGGCUCGGGCGUGGGGGGAAUGUCAUUGUCGCCGCCGCUUAGUAGCUGUCCUCCUGUUCCCUUGUAUCUGCAAUUUGCGGGCAGUCCUAGGACAUCAAGCAUCAUUCUGGCACCGAAGAUAAACCGAGAGUUGGCGGUGAUGGCUGGAGAUGACGAAGCUAGUGGAAGAAAAGGAGGAACAGGAGGACUUAUUUACACGUUCCGCGUGCCCGCGGGUGCAAAUCAGGACAUUUGGGAGGAGUAUCUCUCGACGUUGCCCGACGACAUCAAGGGGAGACUGGAUUUCGUGGGGGCAGGCUAGGUGAAAGUCAGACGAUUUUGGACCAGAAACGGGGGCUCUCAAGAAAAGGUCAGAUGUACAUGAACCGCAAGACUACAAUCAGGCACUUAUCUCGAGAAAUUUCCUGUUUCAUUCCAGUGCGCUUUUGUUGUUGUGAAGUCCCAGAGAUAUUGCCUGGACGUGGAUGUAGGUGGUCUGACUGACGGCUGUAGCCAUCGAAGAAGAUUACUCCCACUUGCUCUCGGUGGAAGAAUUACAAGCACCCUAUUGUGGGCUGAGCGAGAAGAAACGAGUUGUUGAGAAGAUAUAUCGCCCUCUAUCGCAUACUCCAUAUACCGUGAACACUUGGGUAAGACCAGGCUUUUAGUAGAAAAAGAAAAAAAAG